Messenger RNA from Jaculus jaculus (lesser Egyptian jerboa), 5681 nucleotides. It is a transcript of the gene Siglec1, whose product is annotated as sialic acid binding Ig like lectin 1. Lineage: Eukaryota; Metazoa; Chordata; Mammalia; Rodentia; Dipodidae. The record is from RefSeq and is a predicted model, not a curated record. Bases 204 to 5336 code for a protein of 1710 amino acids. The transcript is spliced from 22 exons.
CUGCUCUCUUGGGGAGCAGAACUGGGGAGCCAGCUGCAACAAGAGUUCCUGUUCUCUGGCCAGGCAGGUCAGCCAGCCCUGCGGCCACUUCCUCGGUGGAGCAGGCUUUGGGGCUGACGAGGCCUGAGGUGUCCCUAUCCCUCUGUGCUCAGCCAGCCUGUCAUCCCACCCUAUUGAGCACCAGACCCACCUAAGAACUGAAUAUGUGCUUCCUACUCUGCCUGCUCCUCCUCGCCUCGGCCUUCCCACCAGGCCAGACCUCAUGGGGGGUCUCCACUCCCAAUGACCUUCAGGGUGUGAAGGGGUCUUGCGUGUACAUCCCCUGCAUCUUCAGCUUCCCUGAAAGUGUGGAGGUGACCAGUGGUAUCACAGCCAUCUGGUACUACGACUACUCAGGCAGGCGGCAGGUGGUAAGCCACUCAGGGAACCCCACACUGGUGGAAAAGCGCUUUCAGGGUCGUGCCCAGCUGCUAGGCUCUGUUGAGCGCAAGGUGUGUGACCUGCUGCUGAAGGACCUUGAGCCUGAGGACUCUGGCUCCUACAAUUUCCGCUUUGAGAUCAGUGAAGGCAACCGCUGGUCAGAUCUCAAAGGCACCUUGGUCACAGUGGCAGAGGAGCCCAAUGCUCCCACCAUCACUGUCCCAGUGGAGCUGCGUGAGGGCAUGGAGGUGAAGUUCAACUGUUCCACACCCUAUGAGUGCCUGCAAGAGAAGGUCAGCCUGCAGUGGCAGGGCCAGGACCCCACUCGCUCUGUCACCUCAAGCCUUCAAAAGCUUGAGCCUACUGGCGUCAGCCGCAUGGAGACCCUCCACAUGGUCCUGUCCUGGCAGGACCACAGCCGUAUCCUGAGCUGCCAGGUCUCUGUGGCCAACCAUAGCAGUAAGAAAGAGGUUCACCUCCACGUGCAGUAUGCCCCCAAGGGCGUGGCGAUCCUCCUUAGCCCUUCUGGGCAGAACAUUCUUCCAGGGGAUCUAGUCACGCUCACCUGUCAAGUGAACAGCAGCUACCCUGCCGUCAGUUCCAUACAGUGGAUGAAGGAUGGGGUGCGCCUCAAGGACAGCGGCCACGUGCUGCAGUUCUCCCAGGCAACCUGGAAUGAUGCCGGGGUCUAUACCUGCCAAGCAGAGAAUAAUGUGGGCUCCAUGGUCUCAGCUCCAGUCAAUCUCCAUGUCUUUAUGGCUAAGGUCAAGGUAAGCCCAGAAGGCCCCAUCCUGGAGAACCAGACAGUGACGCUGGCCUGCAGCAUACCCAACGUGGCGCCCAUGGACCUCUACUACAGCUGGUACAGGAACCACGCCCUUCUGGAGGGCGCCCACAGCCCCACCUUGCAUCUGCCUAAGGCCACCAGGGCUGACACUGGUUUCUACUUCUGCGAGGUGCAGAACGACUAUGGCAGCAGGCGCUCUGGCUCCGUCAGCGUGGUGGUGAGACACCCACCCCUUGCUCCAGACCUGACUGCCUUCCUGGAGACACAGGCUGGACUCGUGGGCAUCUUCCACUGUUCUGUGGUCAGUGAGCCCCUCGCCACUCUGGUGCUGUCACAUGGAGGCCGGCUGCUGGCUUCCAGCUCAGGGAAGAAUGACUCCAGCCCCCGCUUCAGGGCUUUCUCUGCUCCCAACUCCCUGCGCCUAGACAUCCAAGACCUUCAGCCAGCUGACAGUGGGGAGUAUGCAUGCUCAGCCACCAACUCCCUUGGACACGCAACCUCUACCCUGGAUUUCCAUGCCAAUGUGGCACGCCUUCUCAUCAGCCCUUCAGCUGAGGUGGUGGAAGGACAGGCAGUGACCCUGAGCUGCAGGAGUGGCCUGAGCCCGACCCCUGACACACAAUUCUCCUGGUACCUGAAUGGGGCACUGCUUCUUGAAGGACCUGAAAGCAGCCUACAGCUCCCUGCAGCCUCCAGUACCAACGCCGGCUCAUACUACUGUCGGGCCCAGAACAGCGCCGGCACCAGUGGCCCUUCUCUGCCUGCCAUCCUCACCGUGCUCUACCCCCCACGCCGGCCCACAUUCACUGCCCAGCUGAACCCAGAUGCCUCUGGAAUGGGAGAUGGAUGGCAUGGCCUUCUCUUGUGCCAAGUGCACAGUGAUCCCCCUGCCCAGCUAAGGCUGCUCCACAAGGGCCAUGUUGUGGCCAGUUCUCUGUCAUCAAGGGAUGACUGUAGCACCCAUGGGGGCUGCUCUCAGCGCAUAAAGGUCAGCAAAGCCUCCAACAUGCUGCGUGUGGAGAUUCACAAGCCUGUGCUGGAGGAUGAGGGCACGUACUUGUGUGAAGCCAGCAGUGCUUUGGGCAACGCCUCCUCCUCAGCCACCUUCAAUGCUAAGGCUACUGUCCUGGUCAUCACACCAUCGGAUACGCUGCACGAGGGCGCAGAGGCCAACCUGACUUGCAAAGUGAGACGGGAAGCUGUUGGCAGCCCUGCCAACUUCUCCUGGUUCCGGAAUGGAGUGCUGUGGUCCCAGGGGCCCCUGGAAACUGUGAGGUUGCAAUCUGUGGCCAGGACCGACGAGGCUCUUUUUGCCUGCCACCUCCUCACCGAGGCUGGAGCCCAGCUCUCUGCUCCUGUGGUCCUCAGUGUGCUGUAUGCCCCAGACCCUCCAAAGCUGUCAGCCUUCCUGGACGUGGGCCAGGGCCAUAAGGCUGUGUUUGUCUGCACUGUGGACAGUCGUCCUUUGGCUCACCUGUCCUUGUUCCGUGGGGAGCAUCUCCUGGUCACCAGCAUGGGACCCCAGCAACCAUCCCAUGGCAGGCUCCAGGUCAAGAUCACAGCCAACUCCCUGCAGCUGGAGAUUCGAGACCUGGGUCUUGAGGACUCUGGAAGCUACCGCUGUGAGGCCACAAAUGCGCUUGGAUCAGCCAACACCUCUCUUUUCUUUCAGGUCCGAGGAGCCUGGGUCCAGGUCUCACCAUCACCGGAGCUCCAGGAGGGCCAGGCCGUGGUCCUGAGCUGCCAAGUGCCCUUGGGGGUCUCUGAGGGAACAUCGUAUCGUUGGUAUCAGGAUGGCCGGCCCCUCCAGGAGGCAACCUCAGCUACACUCCGGAUUGCAGCCAUAAGUCUGAGGCAAGCUGGUGCCUACCAUUGCCAAACCCAAACUCCAGGCACAGCCGCCACCAGCUUGGCUGCCCCUGUCAGCCUACACGUGUCCUAUACCCCACGCCACAUCACUCUCAAUGCCCUACUAGACACAGGCCCUGGGCGACUGGGCCUCCUCGUGUGCAGUGUGAAUAGUGACCCUCCAGCCCAGCUGCAGCUGCUUCGCCAGGGCCGCCUUGUGGCCUCUACUCUACGAGGUGUGGAGGAACUGGCAAGCAGAAGUCCACGGAUGCAUGUGACUCUGUCUCCCAAUGAACUGCGUCUGGAGAUCCACGACACUGAGCUGGAUGAUGGUGGCACUUACACCUGCAAAGCCACCAACACUCUGGGCGAAGCCUCAACUGCAACUGACUUUGAUGCCCAGGCCGUGAGGGUACAGGUGUCACCCAAUACCACUGUGCGAGAGGGGCAGCAGGUGAACCUGACUUGCCUGGUGUGGACUACCCGCCUGGUUCCAAUCAGCUAUAUGUGGUACCAGGGUGGGCAGCAUUUCCCUGGAGCCCGUUCUGUCUCCCUACCUAAUGUCACAGUCACAGAUGCUACCUCCUACCGCUGUGGUGUGGGACUCCCUGGCCAAUCACCCCACCUGUCCAGACCUGUCACCUUGGAUGUCCUGUAUGCGCCCCGCAACCUGCGGCUGACCUAUCUUCUGGAGAGCCAGGGCAGACAGCUGGCCCUGAUACAGUGUACUGUGGACAGUCGCCCACCUGCCCAGCUGGCCCUCAGCUAUGCUGGCCGCCUCCUAGUCUCUUCAGCUGCAGCCUCUGUCCCCAACAUCCUGCGCCUGGAGCUGCGAGACCCAAGGCCCAGGGAUGAAGGACUGUAUAGCUGCUCUGCCCGCAGCCCACUUGGGCAGACCAACACAUCCCUGGAGCUUCGGCUGGAGGGUGUACGGGUGACUCUGGCUCCCUCUGCUACUGUGCCUGAGGGGUCCCCUGUCACAGUGACCUGUGAGGAUCCUGCUGCUCUCCCACCUACCGUCUAUGCCUGGUACCACAACGGCCAAUGGCUGCAGGAGGGACCCACCGCUAGGCUCCGGUUCCAGGUGGCCACACGGGCUCGCGCUGGAGCUUACUCUUGCCAGGUCCAUGACAGCCAGGGCACUCGCAGCUCCCAACCUGUGGCCCUACAAGUCCUCUAUGCCCCUCGGGAUGCCAUCCUGUCCUCCUUCUGGGACUCGAGGGCCAGGCUCACGGCUGUGCUGCAGUGCACCGUGGACAGUGAACCGCCUGCUGAGCUGUCCCUGUCCCACAAUGGCAAGGUGCUGGCCACCAGCCAUGGGCUUCAUGGCUUAGCAACAGAGAUGGGCCACGUCCAGGUGGCCAGAAAUGCACUUCAGCUACAGAUGCAAGAUUUGACUGCUGGCAGUGACACCUAUGUCUGCACAGCCCACAAUGUGCUAGGCUCAGUCAGCACCUCCCAGCAGCUGUGGAGGGAGACCAGUGCACAGGUAGUGGCUGAACCAGGUUUGGAUGUACCUGAGGGUGCAGCCCUGAACCUGAGCUGCUGCCUCCCUGGUGGUUCCAAGUCUGUGGGCAACUCCACCUUCACGUGGUUCUGGAAUGGCCGGCCACUGCACGCAGAGCCUGCGCCCUUGCUUGCCUUCAUUCGUGUGGCUCAGGCCCAGGCUGGGCUGUACCACUGCAGGGCUGAGCUCCCCCCCAGGACUGCCACCUCCGCCCCAGUCCUGCUCCGUGUCCUCUACCCUCCCAAGACACCCACCAUGACAGUAUUUGUGGAGCCUGAGGGUGGCCUCCAGGGCAUCCUGAUCUGCCAAGUGGACAGUGAACCUCCUGCCCGACUAACCCUCCACCUCGGCAGCCAACUGGUGGCUUCUAGUGAGCUCCAGGACACUCCCUUGGAGCCCUACAUCCAUGUCUCAGUCUCUGCCAAUGUCUUGAGGAUGGACAUGGAGGAGAUUCUUCCCAGCUACGAGGGGGAAUAUAUGUGCUCUGCCUCCAAUGCUCUGGGCUCUGCCUCUGCCUCCACUUACUUUGGGACUAGAGCCCUGCAUCGUCUACAAGUGUUCCAGCAGUCGCUCUGGAUCCUGGGAUUUCUAGCGGGCUUCCUGUGCCUCCUGCUGGUCCUGGGGGCCUGUUACAGCUGGAGAGGGAGACGUUCUCAUGUGCUGAACAAGAAUGAGAAUUUGGUGGAGAUGUCUACUCAGAAAGACACCACACAGCACCUUGCUCCUGAUGAAGCCACACAUGGGACCACAUCCUGUGCUAUACCCCAGAGUUGACCUGUGACCUUACCUGCCUUCAGGAAGAGGUGGCUGCUACUGUCAAGUGUUGUAAAGAAGACAGCCGGGUCCUGCCCACCUCUGCAAAAGCACGGUGGCAUACCACUUUCUAUGACCUGCCUCCCAAGCCUCUUGCUCCCAAGGAAAAUGGGUAGUGAGGGUUGGGAGCGAAGCCUGCUCAAGAGGAUGUUGCCUCUGGGGGACCCUGAAGAGAACUGAAAUGGUCAUGUUGUCCAGUUCUCUUUGUGCCUGUCUUUUCUUUAUGUCUCCCUCCAUUUUUCUUCCAAAAGAGGCCCUGCCCUUUGCAUCUUUCUCCUCAAAGCCUACGCUGGACUUUUGUCUAGA